AUGUUGGCAAGCGGGGUUGCACGGAGGGAGCCUCGAAACAAAGAAUAUGGAGCCACAUCGGUGACUUCUCUUGCAAACAUGUUUUCCUCCAGCUCUGCACCUGAUCCUCAAGCCAAACAAGUGCAGAGGACAGGAGGGCUCAUUGCCUACUGGUAUCUGCUGUCCUUCCUGAUUGCCAUUCAUGAGAUCAAUCAGCAUCCCAGGAUCUUACCCAACAUCACCCUGGGCUAUGACAUCUAUGAGAAUUAUUUCAAUCCAAGAACGACUUAUGAUGCCAUGCUAGAUCUGCUUUCUCCUGGGAGGGCUAAUGUUCCCAACUACAGCUGUGGAAGACAGAAUAAGGCUCUGGUUUUCAUUGAAGGGGUCGACUCGGACACUUCUGUCCAGAUUUCAGCUAUGCUGGGAAUAAACAAAAUCCCCCAGGUCAACUAUGCUUCUGUUAAUCACGUUCUUGACAAAAUGCAAUUGCCUCUCGUCUACCGGAUGAUCUCAAAUGAAGAACCUCCAAGCACAGGGAUUGUUCACCAUUUCUUGAGCAAUUUCCAGUGUUACAAUUCUUCCAUGGAUGGUGCAUAUUUGGAUGAGAAAGGGGACCUGGCUGCUGACUUUGACAUUGUGAACUUUGUGAUGCUUCCCAACAACUCCCUUCAUAUAAGGAAAGUUGGGUGGAUGGAGAGUCACGGAUCUCCAGGCAUAAAAGUCACCAUUGAUCAAGAUGCCAUUGUGUGGCCCCGUUGGUUUAACAAGAUGGUGCCUCGUUCCAGAUGUACUGAGAGCUGCCGCCCUGGGGAUGUCAAGGUGAUCCGGGAAGGAGAGCCGCUUUGCUGCUAUGAUUGCGCUCCCUGCGUGGAAGGGACAAUCUCCACCGUGGAAGAUGCAGACCACUGCACCAAAUGUCCAGAAGAUCAAUAUCCCAACAAGGACAGAGAUCAAUGUGUCCCCAAGAUUAUGACUUUCCUGUCCUAUGAAAAAUCUUUAGGGAUCACCUUGGCUUCUUUUGCCCUCUUCUUAUCCUUAACUACUGGCUUCAUUUUUGGAAUCUUCAUUAAAUUCCUGGAAACUCCCAUAGUCAAAGCCAACAACCAGGACCUCUCCUACAUUCUCCUCACUUCCCUACUUCUCUCCUUUUUGUCCUCCUUCCUCUUCAUCGGCCAACCGAGCAAAGUGACCUGCCUUCUCCGACAAACAGCCUUCAGCGUCAUCUUCUCAGUCGCCGUCUCUUCUGUCUUGGCAAAAACCAUCACUGUGGUGCUGGCCUUCCUGGCCACAAAGCCAGGGAACAGAAUGAGGAGAUGGCUGGGAAAGAGUCUGGCCAAUGCCAUUGUCACUUCCUGUUCAAGUGUCCAAGUUGUCAUCUGCACUAUGUGGCUGGGGAUUUCUCCACCCUUCCCAGAGUCUGACAUGCACUCCCAGCCUGGAGAGAUCAUCCUGCAAUGCAAUGAAGGGUCUGUCACCAUGUUUUAUGGAUCCCUCAGCUACAUGGGUUUCUUGGCUGCCAUUUGCUUCAUGGUGGCUUUCCUAGCCAGGAAGCUUCCUGGGGCCUUCAAUGAAGCCAAGCUGAUCACCUUCAGCAUGCUGGUCUUCUGCAGUGUUUGGGUCUCCUUUGUGCCCACCUACCUGAGCACGAAGGGGAAAUACAUGGUAGCCGUGCAGGUCUUCUCCAUCUUGGCCUCCAGUGCUGGGCUUCUGGGCUGCAUCUUCAUACCCAAGUGCUACAUUAUUCUACUGAGGCCUGAUCUUAAUACAAAGGAACACCUAACAACAAAAACAGAAAUCUGA
Messenger RNA from Rhineura floridana, 1779 nucleotides. Its product is annotated as vomeronasal type-2 receptor 26-like. Lineage: Eukaryota; Metazoa; Chordata; Lepidosauria; Squamata; Rhineuridae. Gene Ontology annotation, biological process: G protein-coupled receptor signaling pathway. The record is from RefSeq and is a predicted model, not a curated record. The coding region runs from base 1 to 1779 and encodes 592 amino acids. Gene Ontology annotation, cellular component: membrane. The transcript has 7 exons. Gene Ontology annotation, molecular function: G protein-coupled receptor activity.